Molecule: messenger RNA, 2270 nt
Organism: Mizuhopecten yessoensis (Yesso scallop)
Lineage: Eukaryota; Metazoa; Mollusca; Bivalvia; Pectinida; Pectinidae
Product: zinc finger protein 664-like
Exons: 1
Coding region: 46-1416 (456 amino acids)
Biological process (GO): regulation of transcription by RNA polymerase II
Molecular function (GO): RNA polymerase II cis-regulatory region sequence-specific DNA binding; DNA-binding transcription factor activity, RNA polymerase II-specific
Source: RefSeq, a predicted model, not a curated record
UGAGUCACCGAAGAACACAUACAGAAAAGAAUCCUGACCAGUGGGAUGCAAGUGGUAAUACAUUAUAUAGAGAUGACUCCCAAAACAGUCAUACGGAAACUACCCCGGAGAAGCCAUACAAGUGAGUUGUCUGUGGUAAGGAAUUUGAUAAUCAGUCCAGCUUUAAAACACAUUCAAGAACACAUAAAGAAGCAAAGUCUUAUCAGUGUGAUAUAUGUGGUAAAGUAUGUGGUGAGUCAUCUCAACUACAGAUACACCAAAGGAAGCAUACAGGAGAGAGACCUUACAAGUGUGAAGUCUGUGGUAAAGGAUUUAGUCAGUCAUCGAAUCUGCACACACAUCUCAGGACACACAGGAGAGAAGCCUUACAAAUGUGAUGUCUGUUGUAAGGAAUUUAUCACUUCUUCCAACCUGCAAAUACAUUUCGGGAAGCAUACAGGAGAGACGCCUUACACAUGUGAUGUCUGUGGUAAGGUAUUAAGUAAUUUAUCUCAGUUACAGACACAUUUUAGGACACAUACUGGAGAGAAAAUAGACAAUUCUUGCAAGUGUGAUAUCUGUGGCAAGGUGUUUAAGUAUUCAUCUCAUCUACUGAGGCAUCUUAGGAUACAUACUAAAGAGAAGCCUUUCAAAUGUGAUGUCUGUGGCAAAGGCUUUAGUCAAUCAUCAAAUCUACAGACACAUUUAAGGACACACACAGGAGAGAAGCCAUACAAGUGUGAUGCCUGUGGUAAGGGAUUUGGUAACCAAUCUAACUUACAAACACAUUUAAGGACGCAUACAGGAGAGAAACCUUUCAAGUGUGAUAUCUGUGGUAAGGAAUUCAGUGAAUCAUCUAGCUUAGAGACGCAUUUCAGGAUACAUACCGGAGAGAAACCUUAUAGGUGUAAUAUCUGUGGUAAGGAGUUCAAUAAGUCAUCUAACCUACACACUCAUCUCAGGAUACAUACAGGAGAGAAGCCCUACAAGUGUGAUGCCUGUGGUAAGGAAUUUAAUAAGCGAUAUUCCCUACAGUUACAUACAAAAACACAGUUAUGUCCAGAAGAGAAUAAUUACAAGUGUGGUUUCUGUGUAAAUGGGAUUAUCUGUGGUAAGGGUUUUACUAAAAUAAAAUCCCUACACUCACAUUUAAAGGCGCAUACAAGAGAGAAGCAUUUUCAGUGUAAUAUUUGUGGUAAGGAAUUUAGUUAUUCAUCUCAUCUCAAGGUACAUUCCAGGACACAUACAGGUGAGAAGCCUUACAAAUGUGAUGUCUGUGAUAAGGAAUUUAGUUAUUCAUCUAACUUUAGGGUGCAUUCAAGGACACACACAGGUGAGAAUCCUUACAAGUGUGAUAUCUGUGGUGAGAAAUUUAUUGAAUUGUCUAAUCUAAAUAUACACCUCAAUAUACACACAGGAGAGAAAUGUUUAGCGUGAAGUGCAGUUUAAGAUGUGCCAAAUGUAAACCUUACAUUUUUGUAGGGAAUUUGAUAAACUGUUGACUGUUAGUAUCGGUGUUCGGCAAUUCAAGCACACUAUUUUAACACUUGUUUACAUGGUAAUGGCAGGUUCUAUUGGUUAGAAUAUUUUUUGUAUAUUAAGAUAAAGUAAUGGGAAAAUAUAAAUGUCCAAACAAAUGGACUUUAAACUAUUUUGGCAAUGUUUUAUUUUACUGUUAUUUUUAAUCUUUGACGUUCUUCUAAUUGUGAAUGACAAUUUUAUGAAACUGAUAAGUUACAUCCUGAUUGUGUUGACAUCUCUAUUAAGUUAUUUCAUCAAAUACCUCUUUCCACAACUUGAUAAAAUGUUGCUUAUACUUGUACUUAUGUAGACAUCAACACAUAUUUAGAAACUUUUGGUGUUUUUACGAAGUUACUUGUUAAACCUCCCCACAUACGUUCAUGUCUGUGUGUUGCAUGACAAAAUGUCCAGUUUAUUUAAGAAUGUAUUUUAGCGUCGUAUGGUUAUGAUAGUUUAGACAUAUGAACUUUAUAUGAAAUUGUAUACAGUGUAAUUUAUAUGUUGUGUUAUCAAUAGCAUGCGAUAUUCCGUAUGUGACAGUCAGAUUUGAAACUGUCCUGUCGAAGAACUAGAAGUAUAUCUUGAGAAAGAAUGUUUACUUAAAUAUCUAGGUGAGCGGUACAGGCCGCCUGGACCUCUUUUUCUAGAAGAAUUGUAUUUAUGUUAACGUAGAGCUACUUUACUCAUACUUUAACAACGUAUAGUUUGUAACUGUGAUUUACUGUUCUUUGUAUAUUGCAUAUUUCAUGUAUCAAUAAUAAAACAUUGUA